Arabidopsis arenosa is the source of this 3470-nucleotide messenger RNA. The record is from the annotation of a GenBank genome assembly. NCBI's taxonomy places the organism in Eukaryota, Viridiplantae, Streptophyta, Magnoliopsida, Brassicales, Brassicaceae.
GCUUUUCCGGUCGUGUGUUGGUAUGGUGUCCCGGUACUCGAGAGCUCUACUCCCGACGGUAACAAUCUCUAGCCGGAUCGCUAAUAUUGUUCUUCCGUUUGCAUUAACUCGCGGAAGAAAGAUCCAUACCAUGUCGAAGGAUGAGGAAUGGUGGAAGAAAAUAGAAAAAAGUCCUCCCGUUGAUGAAUUGAUGCUGGAGUCGGUGGUAGAGGUCUUCACUGACUCUACCGAGUAUAGCAAAGUCAAACCUUGGCAGACUCUUAACCAAGAAUCAUAUGGGGGCUCUGGAUUUGCAAUCGCGGGAAAGAAAAUUCUUACGAACGCUCAUGUGGUGGAGGUGAUGAAUGAUCACACAUUCGUGCACGUGAAAAGACAUGGCUCUCAAGUCAAAUACAAAGCAAAAGUUCAAAAGAUUGCACAUGAGUGUGAUUUGGCCAUCUUGGAGAUCGAUAGCGACGAGUUUUGGAAGGGUAUGAAUCCCUUGGAGUUCGGAGACAUACCGCCUCUCAAUGAAAUUGUAUAUGUUGUUGGUUAUCCAGAAGGAAACAAAGUCGUUGGUGUAGUAUUUCAAGAUCUUGGAGAUGAGAAAAGUACAGGUGUCGUAAUCCCAACCCCAAUAAUUAGACAUUUCAUAACUGGUGCAGAAGAAAGCUCCCAUAACGCUGUUUUCGGCUCACUAGUUCUAUCAUGUCAGUCAAUGGAAAAUGCUCAAAUUCGUAAUCAUUUUAAGAUGAGCCCUGAAACGACAGGAAUCCUUAUAAACAAAAUAAACUCAUCGUCGGGGGCUCACAAUAUUCUGAGAAAAGAUGACAUCAUUCUCGCAAUUGAUGGUGUUCCAAUAGGAAAUGAUGAAACAUGUCCUUUUCGAAAUGAGGAACGAAUAAGUUUCAAUCAUUUUAUUUCUAUGAAGAAACCAGAUGAAAAAAUCUUAGUAAAGGUUCUAAGGAAGGGAAAAGAGCAAGAAUACAAUAUCAGUUUAAAGCCGGUGAAACCACACAUUACAGUGCAACAAUAUUAUAACCUUCCAAGUUAUUACAUAUUCGGUGGUUUUGUUUUUGUGCCUCUCACUAAAUCGUACAUUGAUGAUUUGAGCUUAGAAUGUGUAUUAAAUGAUGAGUACAAAAUUACCGAUGAACAACAAGUCAUAAUCUCUCAGGUAAUGCCAGAUGACAUUAACAAAGGAUACAGUAAUUUCAAAGAUUUACAGGUGGAAAAAGUAAACGGAGUGAAAGUAAAGAAUUUAAAACACUUAUGUGAACUAAUAGAGGGAUGUUGUAGCAAAGAUCUGAGGCUGGACUUGGAAAAUGACAAAGUUAUGGUACUCAACUAUGAAUCUGCUAAAAAGGCAACAUUUGAGAUCUUGGAACGUCACAAUAUAAAAUCGGCUUGGGGCAGCGAGAGGAGCACAUCAGCAGCAGAGAGGGGCGUAGUUCUUCCAUUUGCGUUAACUGGCCGAAGAAAGAUCCAUUCAAUACAUGAAGAUGCAAAGAAGCUAGAACGGUGGAAGAAAAUAGAAGAAAGUCGUCCUGUUGAUGAAUUGGUGCUGGAUUCGGUUGUAGAGGUAUUCUCUGACUCUACCGGGUAUAGCAAAUCCAAACCUUGGCAGACUCUUGACCAAAAAUCAUCCAGGGGCACUGGAUUUGCAAUCGCGGGAAAGAAAAUUCUUACGAACGCUCAUGUGGUGAUGGCUAUGAAUGAUCACACAUUCGUGGACGUCAAAAGACAUGGCUCUCAAAUCAAAUACAAAGCAAAAGUUCAAAAGAUUUCACAUGAAUGUGAUUUGGCCAUCUUGGAGAUCGAUAGUGACGAGUUUUGGAAGGGUAUGAAUCCCUUGGAGCUUGGAGACAUACCACCUCUCGAAGAAGUUGUGUCCGUUGUUGGUGGUGACAAUAUCUGCAUUACAAAAGGACUAGUACUUAGAGUUGAAACUAGAAUAUACGAUUACAGUGACAACGAUCUGCUAUCAAUACAAAUUGAUGCAACUAUCAACGAUGAAAAUACUGGUGGCCCGGUGAUUAUGGGAAACAAAGUCGUUGGUGUAGUAUAUGAAAUGGGUUUUGUGAUCCCAACUCCAAUAAUUAAGCAUUUCAUAACUGGUGUUCAAGAGAGCAGACAAUAUUCUGGUUUCGGCUCAUUGGAUCUAUCAUACCAAUCUCUCGAAAAUGUUCAAAUCCAUAAUCAUUACAAGAUGAGCCAUGAAAUGACAGGAAUUCUUAUAAACAAAAUAAACUCGUCGUCGGGGGCUUACAAAAUUUUGAGAAAAGACGACAUUAUUCUUGCAAUUGAUGGUGUUCCAAUAGGAAAUGAUGAGAAAGUUCCUUUCCAAAACAAAAGACGGAUAGAUUUCAGCUACUUGGUUUCUAUGAAGAAACCAGGUGAAAAAGCCUUAGUUAAAGUUUUACGAAACGGAAAAGAGUAUGAGUACAAUAUCAGUCUAAAACCGAUAUUAGCAGAUGACAUCAACGAAGGAUACCAAAGUUUAGAUGGUGCUCAGGUGGAGAAAGUGAACGGAGUGGAAGUAAAGAAUCUCAAGCAUCUAUGCGAGCUAAUAGAGGAAUCUAACGCAGCUUUUGCCGUCAAAUUCAACUUCAAAUCCUUCGAUGGCAACAACUUGCUAUUCCUAGGAGACGCAGAGCUUGGUCCUUCCUCUGAUGGUGUAAGCCGAUCAGGAGCUUUAUCCAUGACCCGAGACGAGAACCCAUUCUCUCACGGUCAAGGUCUUUACAUCAAUCAAAUCCCAUUCAAACCUUCAAACACUUCUUCUCCUUAUUCAUUUGAAACUUCUUUCACUUUCUCCAUCACUCCUCGAACCAAACCUAACUCCGGUCAAGGCCUUGCCUUCAUCGUAGUCCCUGAAGCUGAUAACUCUGGUGCUUCGGGUGGCGGAUAUCUCGGUAUCCUCAACAAAACCAACGAUGGAAAGCCAGAAAACCACAUCUUGGCUAUCGAAUUCGACACUUUUCAGAACAAAGAGUUUCUAGACAUUAAUGGUAACCAUGUUGGAGUUAACAUCAACUCGAUGACUUCUCUUGUCGCUGAGAAAGCUGGUUACUGGGUUCAGACAAGAGUCGGUAAAAGGAAAGUUUGGUCGUUUAAAGAUGUGAAUCUUAGCAGUGGAGAGAGGUUCAAGGCUUGGGUUGAGUUCAGAAGCAAAGACUCAACGAUUACGGUUACGCUCGCGCCUGAAAACGUUAAGAAACCUAAGAGGGCUUUGAUUGAAGCUCCGAGAGUGCUCAAUGAAGUUCUUCUUCAAAACAUGUACGCUGGUUUUGCUGGUUCCAUGGGACGUGCAGUUGAGCGUCACGACAUUUGGAGCUGGUCGUUUGAAAACGCCGCCAAAAACAACUAAACCGGUUUGGUUCGGUUCAGUUUGGCUAAGUAUCGUUUAUUUUGUUUUUAGUAAGUGUUGUAUGCUACUCAGUGGUAACUAGAGUUAAUAAUUAUGGUUUGAAUAAAACAAGCCAAGUGUG